AUUAAGACCUUCAUCUAUUCAGGAAAAAAUGGCAAACAGAUCGGUUCCACUGGAAGCCUGGCUGUGGAUGGGAAAGCUCGUCACAUCAGGCUGAACCUGGGCUCCUCCCCCUACUUCCUUUUCUAUACAGAAAACUCUCUCUAUGCAUAUUCCCUGAAAGAUCUCUACAGUGCAGCAACUGGGAUGGAAAUAAAGCUUCCCAGCCUUGAGCAAGAUCCUCAGUGGGAGAAGAACAUUGACCGCACCACGCACCGCCUGUCCCUUCCCAGCUCUGGAGACAUUCGUUACCUGGCAAAAAUUCCUGGGCGAUCACGGGAGAACAUCUUGGUUGUGAACUCGGAGAUGGCUACGCUGAUCAGUGCCCAAAAUCUGCAGACUCUGUGGACCCUCAACGUGUCCCGUGUCGUGAGCGAGCCGCAGCUCGGUUACUACAAGCCUGAUGUUCUUGGUAUCGUCCUGGAGAGUGAAGUCGGACCCAACAGGAAGAAGGUUAUGAUUGUAGAGAGUGGUUCCGGAGCAGUCCAGUGGGACCUGAAGCUGAACUGGAGAGCAGAGAGCCCUGGGCCAGCCACACUUCCCACUGCUGAUCACCGCUCCACCUUCCUCAUCUGGGGUGAAUACCAGGUGCCAGGAAACGAAACAAGACCCAGAGCUCCUCUCCAGAAGCUGUACCUUUUCCAUCCUUCCUACACGAACGUCCUGUUGGAGCUCCGCAAUAGCACAGACCAAAUCAUCGCGUUCAACGCCACGCUGUUCGAGCGGAGCCGCCACGCCUGCUACGUGCUGUUGAGGGGACCUCAGCCCAGCGAGGAGCCAGGGUCAGUGUCUCUGAUGAAGCGUAAGCUGAAGGAGGAUGUCUCCGAGAGCAGGGUGAUCUGGCUGAGCCAGGUGGCAGUGGACAGCGAGCAGUACAUCCGGGACCGUCUCUACAGGAUGCGAUUCCAGAGCCGAGCGUGAGCUUGC
Pterocles gutturalis (yellow-throated sandgrouse) is the source of this 963-nucleotide messenger RNA. Its product is annotated as protein ITFG3-like. The annotation marks the transcript as partial. NCBI's taxonomy places the organism in Eukaryota, Metazoa, Chordata, Aves, Pterocliformes, Pteroclidae. The record is from RefSeq and is a predicted model, not a curated record. The transcript is spliced from 7 exons.